GUGGUACGGUUACUGCUCGAGAACGGUGCCGAGAUCGAGUCGAAGGAUAAUCACGGUCAGACGCCGCUGUCGUGGGCUGCGAAGCACGGGAAUGACGUUGUGGUAUGGCUCUUGCUCGAGAACGGUGCCGAGAUCGAGUCGAAGGAUAAUAGCGGUCGGACGCCGCUAUCGUAUGUUGCGGAAAACGGGAAUGACGUUGUGGUACGGCUCUUACUCGAGAACGGUGCCGAGAUCGAGUCGAAGGAUAAUGACGGUCAGACGCCGCUGUUGCGGGCU
Molecule: messenger RNA, 276 nt
Organism: Hyaloscypha bicolor E
Lineage: Eukaryota; Fungi; Ascomycota; Leotiomycetes; Helotiales; Hyaloscyphaceae
Product: ankyrin
Exons: 1
Cellular component (GO): nucleus; cytoplasm
Molecular function (GO): protein binding
Source: RefSeq, a predicted model, not a curated record